Molecule: messenger RNA, 4623 nt
Organism: Ctenopharyngodon idella (grass carp)
Lineage: Eukaryota; Metazoa; Chordata; Actinopteri; Cypriniformes; Xenocyprididae
Gene: uncx4.1
Product: Unc4.1 homeobox (C. elegans)
Exons: 3
Coding region: 2871-4292 (473 amino acids)
Biological process (GO): regulation of DNA-templated transcription
Molecular function (GO): DNA-binding transcription factor activity, RNA polymerase II-specific; sequence-specific double-stranded DNA binding
Source: RefSeq, a predicted model, not a curated record
CCAAACUGUGCUUGAGUGAAACACAAACACAGAAAGGAAAAUCAUUUUACACUUUAAUUGGUUCCGUUUGUGGAUCAAAUGACUUUCAACAAUUAAUUUACGUUUCACACUCCAAUUAUCUGUACAUCGACUAAUGUGCAGCUCAGUUUUGAUAGCUUCAAAUGAAUUCACAUUAAGUUAAUUUAGUAAUUAAGACCUUCAAAAGUAGUAUAUUGAUUUUUUAAUUAAAAUGUUUUAUUAGAGCCUAAUGGUUAUUUAUGAUUAUCGUUUAAAAUUGCUUCAAGCUUCAGAGUGAGAUGAGAGGUUAUGAACAGCCCAGUCCAUUCCAUCUUCCUGGCUAAAGUUUGCAUGGAAUUUAAUAUACGAUCAUAAAUAUAUCGGACCCCUUUAACUUCUUUAAAUGGGCUUAUUUCAUAAAUGUAAAAAUGUUAUGAGCAGAAAUAUACAGUAUAGCCUAUGCCAUGCGUGACAAGAAUGCAUAGCAAUGUCAAUGUACAGAUACUCGGAAAAACAUCCAGGUGCGGUUUCCAUACCGGAUUCAAAUUGAUUGGGCAAUAUAAUUAUGACAGGUGUUGAUUCUUAAUACGUUUGUAUAUAUAGGCUAUAUAGUAUCGCCUUGUAGCGAAAGUGAGAUAAAAGUGGGCGAAAACUCACUGAACACUGCCCCUUGUGUGGCUUGCCUACUUAUGAUUAUCAAGUUAAUUAAAGCCCGCGCAUCUGACACAGUCACUCCGCCGGAUUAAAAACAACAGGCGCCUUGCAACGCUUCGCAGGGGCCGCGUGUCAAGGGUUGUCUACCCAGGAGCCGCGCGCGUCUAGCGGAUAGCGCUUGCUCAGAACCGGAGGGGUGCCCUUUCAAGAAGCGGUUUUCAAAAAGCAAACGACAAGAAGCCAAUUAUUGAACUUAGAUGUCGGGGGAGGGCCAGAAUGAAACGAUUUCCAUAAUUCCUGUAUGCGAAGUGAUGAAAUGUUUGGGGAUAAAGAGUGGAGGAGAGAGAUACAAACCAAGUAGCAUCAAACGCGCGCUCACGCCGGGAAUGUGUGCUUUGAAAGCGACUAGCGCUAGUAGAGAGGCCUUUUUUUUUUUUUUUUUUCAAAGUGCUGAUUUGAAAUGAACACAUUGAAAUGCAGAGAGGCGGCCAGCCAACAGACUGCGGGGUCAAGUGACGAACGGAUUAUAUGCUUCUUCUUAAUAAUAUUAAUUAAACAAUUUGCAUGCUAAUAAGGUAACAAUUAUCGUGCCUCUCUGUUGAAAGAUUUAGGUUAUUACUACACACCAUCCGGGUGCUACUGAGGGUCAGCGCAAGCGAGCGAGUGGUGAGAAAUUUCAACUCAAAUUAACGUUCUGGCAGCUGGAGAAAUUGGAUAAAUAAAGUGGAAUUAAUUCUCGGUAAUGGAGGAGGAGAGCAGGGAGAGGGAAAGACCCGUAUACUUACUUUAUACAUGGACAGGAUUGAUUACCAUCCUGUAUUCAGAACCAUCUCUCUCUCUCUUUCUCUCUCUCUCUCUCUCGCUCGCUCACACACUUUUCAAAUCCAAUAAAAAAAAAAAAAAACGCUGGACAGCGUUUACAUUUAACAAUUAUUGAGGCAGGGGAACUACAUUAUAAAUAAAAAACUGGAGUUUACAGCCAUUCCCUAAUCACAUAAUUUAGAAAUAUUAAAUAAUUAUUAUCAUCUUCCUCUUUUACCUUUUUUUUUCUGUGCACAAUAUACACUCUAACGUGUGAUGUGUGCAGUAGGAUUUCAGCUUAUUAAUUUAAUUCAUGACAUAAUUUACAAAAAAUGUCCUUUACACUCAAAAUAAGUAUGUAUUUGUUAUCUUAUUUUAAAUUGUAAUAAUUGUAUUUUUUUGUAAAAUUGAUUAAUAUGACCUCCUCACACCACACUCCCUCUUGUAGAUACAAAUGAUCAGUGGAAUACAAGCAUAAUUGAUUACUUAAACAAACUUAAGCCAAUAAUCUAAAAGCCCCACUGAAAUAUGAAGCACGUUUGUGCUUUCAUAUAACUUGCCCCCCUCACAGUUAUUCUGUCAGACUCACUUUUGUUUCCUUCAGAUAUUUUUUCAUAACACCUGCCAAAAUCAUGGCCACAGUAAUCAGAACUGUGGAAAUGAGUUCGAGGUGCGCUCGCGUGUAGAUAUUAGAAAGGCUGAGGUGCUUGUAGUUUUAAAUUCAUCUUGACAGCUCGCAACAGGGCGGGCGAUUCUUCGUCUGUUACAGGAUCACUCUAUUCAGGGAACGAUGCCUCCGCGUAAUAGGAGAACAUCACUUUACGCAUUCAGAGAGAGCCAGGCGUUCCUUGAAAAGUAUCAGAUUUGAGCCACUUGACGUUUUCGGUUGUUACAUGUGUUAUUUUGUUUUUAUAGAACAAACGCGACGUUCAGAACAGUUAGCUAUUGGAACAGAACCAUUGUGUGUUUAUGUAGUCGCUGUUUAGAAUUUAGUCGGGAAUCAAUCAAUUUGCCGGUUUCGCCUCCUCCCCUUUCUCCUCCCUCUCGCCUAGUUGUGAUGUCUCAUGUCGUGUUGUGACAGCGCUGGUAUUGUUUAUUGAGGUGGAUGUCAGGUAUAAUUAGCAAUCGAUAUGGAAAACGUUUGUGUCGUGGCUCUGACGUCACCGACGAUUAACGUUUCUUAUUGGUCACGAAUUCCCUAGCGCGAGAGCUAGUUAUUUGGACAAGGGGAGAGUUGAUGUUGACAAAGUAGGAGAGAGCGAAAAAGCCCGCACGCCUGCCUCGGUCUCCUUAUUCCUUAAUUGGGAUCGCAAAGCAUGUCAACGCCGCACGUCCCUUCACGGCUGCUGCAUGCGCUCUGAGGGAAGAGUUGGAGCUUGUUUUGGCCAGACAGACGCUUGCCUGAUUCCCGAGAUGCAAUGAUGGAUAGCCGGAUCCUCGAGCAUCCUCAUGCCCAGUUUGGAGGCUCUUUGGGGGGCAUGGUUGGAAUGGGUUUCCCCUACCACCUCGGUCACCAUCAUGUUUACGAUAUCUCCGGACACCAGCUACAGUCGGCGGCCGCUGUACCUUUUUCUAUAGACGGAUUACUUAACGGAUCAUGCUCAGCGUCUGUUGCAAACUCCAACCCAUUGCUCGGAUCUGGUUGUGGUGUUAACGGGGAUAGUCAGUAUAAACUCAGCGAUGCCGGAGACCCCGACAAGGAAAGCCCUGGUUGUAAACGGAGGCGAACGCGUACAAAUUUUACGGGCUGGCAGCUGGAGGAACUAGAAAAAGCGUUCAACGAAAGCCAUUAUCCGGACGUGUUCAUGCGCGAGGCGCUCGCGCUACGUCUAGACCUUGUUGAGUCACGUGUUCAGGUGUGGUUCCAAAACAGGCGAGCUAAAUGGCGCAAAAAGGAGAACACGAAGAAAGGGCCCGGUCGACCGGCUCACAACUCUCACCCCACUACAUGCAGCGGCGAACCAAUGGACCCAGAGGAGAUCGCGCGACGGGAGUUGGAGCGCUUGGAAAAGAAGAAGCGAAAACAGGAACGCAAACUGCUGAAAUCCCAGAACAAGCUCUUAGCGGGUGAGCUCUUCCACACACCCGGAUCUGACAGCGACAGUGGAGUAUCGCAGAGCACCGAUAGCGAGUCCACUCCGCACAGCGGGCCUCAGCCUAGCGCGCACCGACAGCAAACUGAACAUAUAUGUGACCAACAUCCACGCCACCAAAGAGCCAGUACAGUCAACGAGACAGCGGAGCCCAUGGACUCCACGCGGAACUCUGCCAUGUGCCCCGCGAACGGCAUCACACGCGCCUCCACGCUCCAGAAACUCAACCCAUUUAGUGUGGAGAGUUUACUAGCCGACUCAAGUCCCAGGAGAAAAACUAUCCUGGAUUUUUCUCAGUUACCGCCGCAGCGACCACUGGUUGGUAAAGGCCAUUUCCUUCUAUAUCCCAUUACCCAGCCACUGGGUUUCAUUGUGCCACAGACAGCGAUGAAACCGAGUCAGGAUUCAGGAAACUCGGGUCACAACUGUUCCACGACAGACAUCUCGACCUCAAACCAGAAAGACAUCAAUCAUUUGUGCAAAGACACCGGUGCGAAUGCGGCCACAAACGGCGAGCUGCAAAGAGAAAGCAAGAACUCUUCCAUUCAGUCUUCAGACACAAGCUCAGAGAAAUGUUUUGCAGAAUCUAAUUCGCCACAAAAGGAGUUUGAAAAUGACUCUGAGUCCACUGUCACAAACUCUAGCCAGAAAGAAAGCAUCUCUCCUAACCUGUCUGAAUACUCUGACACGAAAACCCGCAGUUCUGCUGACACAAAUACAGAUGGAGAGGACGUUGACAUGGACUGAAAUAUAGGCCAGCAGCAGUGGCGCCAAGUGACUUGUCAUAAUCCCAAAGCUGAAACGACACGUUUUUGUAUACAAGACUGUUUUAAUUCAUGUUUUUAUACUUUUCAGAAACGGAUAUUCUUUAUUCAGGUGAACUAUCUGUUUCGGCUUAAAACUAGCCUAUCAAAUUCAGCUACUCGGCUAACUUCAAGGAACAAGUUAGCUUAUGAGCAGCAUACAAGAACAACAUAUCCUCAAACGUUGUAUAAAUGAUAAAAUAUCGAAAAUAUUUAUAUAUGUAACAUUUUGAUAAGUAAUAAUAAGAAUAAUAAUAAAAUAUUGUCAAAGAAAA